Messenger RNA from Rodentolepis nana, 1578 nucleotides. The record is from the annotation of a GenBank genome assembly. Lineage: Eukaryota; Metazoa; Platyhelminthes; Cestoda; Cyclophyllidea; Hymenolepididae.
AUGUUAAGAUACUCCGUAAUCGAUCGAAAAUCACUUAGUGGAGACCCGAUAGGUUUGUUGAAAUCUGCAGACAUUAGGAAGAUUUCCUUCCCAACUGCAUACCUUCCUCCAGGCAGUACUUCACCUCUUGGACUCUUCUCCACAGACUUCCAAAAAGAGUGGAUGGAAGUACUUCUUGUUCGUAAUGCACCACCUCCGACAAACUCAACUAUCGCUUCCACAUUCUUCCUUUCCUCCACCAACUCUCGACUUGUGAGUCCUUCCCUUGAAAGCGACACUAUUUCACCAGAGGAUCAGAUAAAUCACCUGGCAAAUGGUAUUUUGAGUUCGGUUCGUUUGAAUCGAGUUUUUGGGACAUCGAAUAGUUCAGAAAUUCAUGUUGGGUCGGAUGGAGUGCUUCGAAAGCGCGUUACUCGAGAUUUGCGCGACUCUUCAAAUACUUCUGUUGCUACUCAAGCAUUGAAAGAGCAUCCCGAGUGGUAUUGUUUGCUCUACGAUCUCAACUAUCAUCCAACUUGUGCUUUCGGAGUUGAAAUCCAAUGGCUUGUCGCUUCUCCAAGCCGUCUUAACGAAAUGUUGUUGCAUUUUCUCUACUACAAAGCCACGAGCCACGGUUUCUCGAUAGUCCCAUCCCCGUGUUAUCCUUUCGGAUACUCUGGGACUCGUUAUAGCUUGUAUCCCCUUCGAGCACCUAUUUUCGUCCCUUGUCGAAUAUACGACCUUGUUCGUGCCAGAAAUGACAUCCCAAAACGGAAAUCUGACCCACUUCCAUGUGAAAUCGUUGCUGAAUUGUUCCCAGAACUACCCGAAUCUGAACAGAUGGUCGCAUUGUUUUACUUUCAAGAGAGAAUUCUGAGCAGGUUUGGAUUCAUUCCCCUCUCCUACUCUCCGGCGGUUCAACAGGCGACAGCGACAGAUGGCCGUGAAACUCUUGGUUGCCCUCCUCCUUGCGGUGAUGAGCCACCGAGAGGCAUGUCCUACACGCAGCGCAUGUUCGUUCACAUAUCUGGAGGCAUGUUCACUAUGGUUCCCAUGUACUCCCACUGCCCUCCGAAAAAGAAAACGCGAGAGACCCCGUCAUCAACUCAUCCUGUUAUCCCACAAAAUCCACCAACACCAGAGGCCAAAGAAGAGAGUAAAAACGUUUCUGAUCAUACGCCACCUCGAAGGGUUUCUACCAACAACCAUCCUCCAUCCUCCUGCUCUUAUGCCACAACCUUGUGUUCUGACAAUGGGGCUCCUGGAGGAGGCAUGCAGGAUGCCGACAUGGAUUCAACAGUUACGACUGGAACUUUUGAAGAGCCAUCCAUCCGUCGAUCGGUGUUGGAUAGGAAAACCUCUUGCUUUGAAAUACAGACUGAAGUGGGUUUCUUCUGGAUGUGGAAUCAUAUGCUGCCUCGCAGAUGGCGUGGACAAACCACUGUGGAGGAAGUCUUCGAUCUUGGUAUGCUUGAAGACCUUCGAGUAUUUUGCUCGGGCGGUGCAGACUUAGGAAUUGAGGACAAUCGUCUACUUGAGACGCUGAAAGAAUUCAAAUCGACCUUUCGUGGAGCCAAUAAGGCUGAUACUCCCAAGUAG